UCUCGCCGCUUCCUUUUUCCGGUUUCUGGAGCAGGGCGCAGAGCGGCGCUUUGGGAAGCGCUGGUCUCAGACGGGAACCGAGGACCGGGGUCUGCGGCCCGCCGCUCUCCGGCUCUCCGGCCGUGUCUCCCAGCCCCAGGGCCACAUUCUUGGGGGCUCCUUAGCUUCGGCUGCUGUGUUUUCCGUGACACGAUGCUCCCCCUCUCUGGCUGCUGGAGGACCGAGCUGGUACUGUUGCUGGUCCUGGCUCUGGCUGUGAGGGAAUCCUGGCAGACAGAAGAAAAGUCUUGUGACCUGGUAGGAGACAAUGAGAAGGAGUCGAAGCAAGAGCAGGCUCUCCUGGAGAGGCUACGGCCACUGUUCAACAAAAGUUUUGAGAGCACUGUGGGCCAGGGCUUGGACACAUACAUCUACAAAUUCAGAAUAUGCCGGGAAGCUGGCAACCACUCCUCUGGGGCAGGCCUGGUGCAGAUCAGCAAAAAUACCUGGAAGGAGACGGUGGUUGGGAGGAUCAACGAGACUCACCUCUUCAAUGGAAGUAAUUGGAUCAUGCUGAUCUAUAAAGGGGGUGACGAAUAUGACAACCACUGUGGCAAAGAGCAGCGUCGUGCAGUGGUGAUGAUCUCCUGCAAUCGACACACACUAGCGGGCAAUUUUAACCCAGUGUCAGAGGAACGGAACAAAGUUCAAGAUUGCUUGUACCUCUUUGAGAUGGACAGCAGCGUAGCCUGUUCACCAGAGACCUCCCACCUCAGUGUGGGCUCUAUCUUACUGGUCAUAUUUGCAUCUCUGGUUGCCGUCUACAUCAUGGGGGGUUUCUUAUACCAGCGACUGGUGGUGGGAGCCAAGGGAAUGGAGCAGUUUCCCCAUUUGGCCUUCUGGCAGGAUCUUGGCAACCUCGUAGCUGAUGGUUGUGACUUUGUGUGCCGCUCCAAACCCCGCAACGUGCCUGCUGCCUAUCGUGGAGUUGGGGAUGACCAGCUGGGGGAAGAGUCAGAAGAAAGGGAUGAUCAUUUGCUACCAAUGUGAUUGCACUUUUAAUGUCCAGCCACCUCUUCAGUCCCCAAACCAAAGCAUACACAGCCAGACUUCUCAAGCCGUCUCUUCGCAUCUCUCGCCUUGCCAUUAAAAUUCUUGCUUUCCAGUGGGCUUUUGAUUUGACCCUAAACUGCCUCCCUCUGCUCCUAUUGUUUCUCCUCUGCACAAGUACAGUGAAAUGAAAGGUAGACAUGGGGUCUUCGGGGUUGAGUCUUGUGCCGCCAGGAAGAGCAAGGACAGCUAAAUGGGCAGGAAGCCACGAGCCCUGUCUGUCUAAACAUUUUCACAAGUUGAGACACUGGAUUUCUUUAAUUUAAAAAAAAAAAGUAAAGACUCCUUGUAGCUCUGACUGCUUCCUGUUGUUGCUGUCCCCAUAGCAGUCUCCACGAUGGACUGUGUAGAGCUGCUUUGCAGUGCUUCCUGGCUGUAGCCUAAAUACUGCCACUUGCUUUGAGCCUGCAGCGAGUCACUUAAAUGUCCCUUGUGUGGGAUUAGGACAUGAAAAAAAAAUGUGAAAUUUCCCCGCUACAGGCUUCUAAGGUGCCAUCACAUUGUUCUGGUCUUUCUGUGGCUGGAUAGCUAGAAUUGGGCUCUGGUUGUGGUUAUAAAUCCAUAUGUAGCCCAAAUACGUAAUCAGUCAGUCCUAUCCUAAAGGAAAUAGACCUAUGCUCUAGAGGCCCUAGAACCUGUGUCCCCUUGUGGUGGGAUCGCUUUGCUUUUCUUCCGUUUCUUGCUCACCUCCCUCCACUAGUUCUUCCAAACUUGUGUUGCACUUUUCUCACAGGUCUGUAGUUUGGCUUUUUAUAUUUUUCCCAAUCUUAAAGAAAGGGAAUGGAAGCAGACGUGGACAUGGAGGGUUCUGCAGUUCUCUGCUCUCGGUAGGGAACACUGCUGCCCCUGUCCCUCCUGCUGGCUCAGGGAAGUGUCUUACCCAUGUACCUAUGAGAAAAGGUUCUUAAUCCUCUCCCACUUCUGUUUAGGCCAUGUGCCCAGAAUCACAUCAAAGUGAACUCCUAGGCUCAUCUGAACACAGGAGAGAUGGAAAGGCAGGGCUACCUGUUAACCUUUAGAGAAGGAAAUGAAAUGAUACUCUUAAUUUCUUAAUACUCUUGCAAUGGUAGUGGGCGUUUUGUUUCCUUUCUAUAAAAGAAAAUUAAUGUUAUUUUUUAAAAAGGCAUCUCAUUUGUUGUUUGCAUCCUUCCCUGGUGUUUUAAAUGAAAAAUAAUACACCACUUUUUGUACAAAAACAUAAUAAUUAAAAAACAUACAAAACA
Molecule: messenger RNA, 2312 nt
Organism: Arvicola amphibius (Eurasian water vole)
Lineage: Eukaryota; Metazoa; Chordata; Mammalia; Rodentia; Cricetidae
Gene: M6pr
Product: mannose-6-phosphate receptor, cation dependent
Exons: 7
Coding region: 193-1029 (278 amino acids)
Biological process (GO): protein targeting to lysosome
Cellular component (GO): endosome; trans-Golgi network; Golgi apparatus
Molecular function (GO): protein domain specific binding
Source: RefSeq, a predicted model, not a curated record